GCCAAGACGACCGGUCUUCCUAAGCCUUGCAUCGGCGAAGAGAAGGCGCCCAUGGCUACCCGGGAGCGUGCUCCGCCAGCGGUGUGCGACAUGCCCCCUCGCUUGGGGGUUUUAAAGGACGCGUGCGUGGAUACCAACGUCCUCUUUGAUAUAUUUUACUUGUUGCUCUCAUAUCUGCUAUGCUCUAUGCCACUUUCACUCAAGACAACGUGAUGUUCUACCCGCAAUACCAGGAAGCAACCACAAGCGGUCCUGCGAAAUCCUCAACAACAUCACCGGUGGUCUCUCCCACAAAGGAGCCUUUGCGGAUGACGCGUGGAGAUUCCCUACUGGGAGAGUCUGGUGGAAUGAAUCUGACCAAGAUGCCGUACGAUAUCUUGACUCAUAUCUUCACGUUGGCGAACGAGGACGAUUCCUGCUUGGCUACAUGUUCCCCGUCUCCGACGAGUCGCCGGCCCUCCCGCUGUGGAGAAGUAGCUGUUUGCCUCUCUCACGUGAGCACUCAGUUUCGAGACGUUGCACUGUCUAUGCCGACGCUUUGGAGGUGCAUCAGCGUACAAGGUCGUGGGCGAUCCGAACUGCUCCGUGCAAAAUGCUUCAGCUCUCGUACGCAGACCUGUCCUGUGGACAUUGAUAUCGACAUGACUGUGACACCAAAAGACAGCCAGCGGUACAUCUGUUCAUUGAGACAGCGUUAUGAACGGACGGACGAUCUCCGCGCAGUAAUGACCUUCCUACCGCCAAUGAAGCACUGGCGUUCGUUCUGUUUCACAACAAAAUCAGAUUGGAAUGUGCGGCUAUUGAUUACUGUCCUGGACCAGGCAGCGCCUGAAUUACGCACCCUGAGUCUCUGCAGCCUAGGAACAAGCACACGCACACGAACGACGACAGAGAAUGCGACAGUGUUCAACAUCUUCCAAGGGCAGACACCGGCCCUUUCCAACGCAUUUGUUCGAGGGAUUCAGCUACCCUGUGUGCUAAACGUUCUAUCCAAGUUGCAAGAGCUGAAGUUGAGCUGUGGUACCGAUCAUACACAGGCACACCUUGACGAGUGCCUUGACGUCAUCUCCAGGAACCCGAACCUAAAGAAGCUUUCCUUCUGUGGCGACGUCGAUAUUCACCGGAUCGAUGCCUUUACUACCGAUCCUAGACCGCCUAUCCCGUUGCAUUCUCUGGAGGAGCUUGCCAUUGGCGGAUUUCUUCCUGCAACACUCUCCUACGUCCUCCUUCAGCUGGAUGUUCCCAAUCUAACCAGUCUUACCGUUGGAAAGCUGUGGCGCAAGAACUACAACGACGCACUCAAAGCACUUACACCGGCCACCUGUCCCAAUAUCAUCAAUCUGUCACUCAUCUCCUGCGUCGUGCACCCAUAUCUCUCGAGAUUUUUACCACAGCUACCCGCCGUCCAAGGGCUCACCUUUGACCACUGGAACAAUCCCCCAGACGCGAUGCUCUUAUCCGAUGACCCCGCCCAGGUCCAUCCCUGGAAGGAUCUGAAGCGGUUGUGCCUUACUCGACCCUUGAAUAUCAACAAGCCGCUCAUAGAAGCACUCCAGCGGCGGCAAGCAAUGGGACUAGGGCCUUUCGAACUCCUGCUCGAGGUUGAUGACCUGUCAUUGUCGUGCCUGGAUCCUAUGAUCACGAUGCAAAUUCGAGAACUAACAAACCUGCAGUUCACGACGGCUGGCGAGUAUGAGCAGGGGAACCCACAUGAAGAAGAUCCGUAUGAUAUGAGGGCUUGGUGA
Messenger RNA from Dacryopinax primogenitus, 1745 nucleotides. RefSeq lists its product as uncharacterized. Lineage: Eukaryota; Fungi; Basidiomycota; Dacrymycetes; Dacrymycetales; Dacrymycetaceae. Bases 180 to 1745 code for a protein of 521 amino acids. The record is from RefSeq and is a predicted model, not a curated record. The transcript is spliced from 2 exons.